AUGAACUUCUCCGGAGUCGAGCUCGAUAAGGUUAUCUUUGUAAUGGGGUCGACUGCUACAGGAAAGACCAGGCUCUCUGUCGCCCUUGCUACUCAAUUUUCGGCCGAGAUUAUCAAUUCUGACAAAAUCCAAGUUUACAAGGGGCUGGAUAUCAUAACCAACAAAGUCUCUUCCCAUGAAACUCGCGGUGUACCUCACCAUUUGUUAGGGUUUCUGGACCCUGAUGAAGAUUUCACAGCUCAAGAAUUUUGUCGACAUACCAUGAUGACCAUUCAUCGUAUUAUAGAAAAGGGUCGUAUCCCGAUCAUCGUAGGUGGUUCGAACAACUAUAUCAGAGCUCUCGUAGAAGAUCCAACUAUACAGUUUAGGAAAAACUUUGAUUGCUGUUUUCUUUGGAUGGAUGUAUCAUUACCUGUUUUGCACAGGUACGUAGGCAAACGGGUUGAUAACAUGGUUGAAUUGGGGUUAGUGGAUGAAGUCAGAGAAAUGUUUGAUCCUGAGGCAGACUAUACGCGGGGAAUCCGACGAGCUAUUGGGGCUCCGGAGAUGCACAAGUACCUGGAAAUUGAAGGUCAUGACAUGGUUGAUGAAGCCACUAAAAAGAUAUUACUCAAUGCUGCUAUUGAAGAGAUCAAAGAUAACACCUGUAAAUUGGUGAACUGUCAGCUUGAGAAGAUUCGAAGACUUAGAGAUGAGCUCGGGUGGGAGAUUCACCGGAUUGAUGCGACUCCUGUAUUUGAAAACAAUGGGAAGAAAGAAGCAGAAGAAGCUUGGGAGAAUGCAGUGAUGAAACCUAGCUUGAAGAUAGUUGGAAAUUUUUUGAAAGAGAAGAAGAAGAGUCAUCAUGUUGAGUCUUCUACCUACUACUUUCAAGUCUUAUUGUCGAGUUCGUCAGGGAAUUUCAAUGGCGAAUUAGAAGGACAAUGA
Molecule: messenger RNA, 927 nt
Organism: Pistacia vera
Lineage: Eukaryota; Viridiplantae; Streptophyta; Magnoliopsida; Sapindales; Anacardiaceae
Product: adenylate isopentenyltransferase 5, chloroplastic-like
Exons: 1
Coding region: 1-927 (308 amino acids)
Biological process (GO): cytokinin biosynthetic process; tRNA modification
Cellular component (GO): mitochondrion
Molecular function (GO): tRNA dimethylallyltransferase activity
Source: RefSeq, a predicted model, not a curated record